AUGGAGGUGCAGUAAAACGCUGGACGUCCACGAGUCAAAGAGCAGCUCUUCAACAGCAACCAGCUCCAUCAGGCAGUAAACGCUUUAAUAUGCUGCUAAUUAUUUCUGAGAGAUUGGAUGUUGAUUAAAAAGCGAAACAUUUUUAAUUAUAACUCAAAUGUUAAUGCUGUCCCAAGUGAAGAAAAUGUUUAGGCUUACGCGAGGAGAACUUCUAAUAGACUGAACCAAAGCUCCACUCUUCCAAUUUAGAAGCUUGUUUAUUUUUCUUGACUUUUAGCACUAAAUGGGCUUAACUGCUGUUGUUUCGUUGGGUGUCAUUUGAUGUUAGUGUAUGUCAUCAAUGCCCAACCGGAGCUGCCUAGCCUGAACCCUGUCUCCAUUUAAAAUUCAUGACAUUCUAGCUCUGCAGGGAUUUCUGAUCAUGCUUUGCCCACCCAGGUAAUUCCUUUAACUCAUGCUUGGGCAACUUCAGCUUGUUCUCAUUUUAACACACUUCGGUUGCGACUUAAUUGAUUAGUUUUUGUCACAUACACCGGAUCGGUGCAGUGAAAUGUGGUGUUUUACACGGUCAGCCAUAGUAGUACGGCACCCCUGGAGUAAAUUAGGGUUAAGUGCCUUGCUCAAGGGGACAUCGAUAGAUUUAUCACUUUGUCUGCUCGAUUAUUCGAACCAGCGGCCUUUUGGUUACUGGCCAAGCGCUCUAAACGCUAGGCUACCUGCCGCCCUUGGAAGAGUGCUUGUGCACAGUCAUUUGUGAAGGGGAUGGUAUUGGAUUCACAAAUACACCAUAUUGAGCUGGAACUCAAAAUGAAGACACAUCAGUCUCUUGUUUUAUUCCGGUAGAGUCUCUAUACAUAAUUGCAGGAGGAUUUAGAAGACUUCCUGAUAAUGUGAGUUUGCUGUAGCUACUGACGACACUGGAGCGAAACCUCUCUGGUCCUGAGGCAGUGCUAGCGCCAGCGCCUCCUUAGCUUGCUGCCUGCCUGCCCCAGAGCCAGGCUCAGGAUUUAAUUGUGGUUUAUUGGACAGGAUCUGGGGAAUGCUGAUGAGGGAAAGGCUCUCAAUAAUGCCACAAACGGUCCUCCUGCCAGUGCCUUAAGUGGUCUAUUUGUGAUUCAGCAUGCAUGCUCUCUUUCUCUCUCCCUCUUCCGCUCCCUGUCUGACUGCCAGGCUGGCAUGGAGUCGAGCUCCCAAGGGGUGAGUGUGUUAAUGCGGGCCCCCAGGCCCGGGGACCAGGGUAAUUGGGUUCGCAUGGUCGGUGUCAGGGCACCACCACCGCUCCCUACACAAAGGCCACAUCCCAGCCAAGCUGUUCAGGACAGAGAGACAAACCCCUCAUCACUGGUGUAAUUCAUUGGAAAGGCUUAUUGAAUUACUGGAAUGGUGUAUGUGCUUUUUGUAUGAGGGCCUGCUGUAGAUUGCGCAAUGAGCUGAGGGCCUUGUGUUUGCCUGCCUGCUUGCGUGUUCAGCUCUCUCUCUCAGCUCAGACGCUUGGCUCUGAACACUACCGUGAAUAACGGCAGACGGCUGAGAAAAGCUGUAAUAUCCCCAAAUGGCGUAAUUACUGCAGAUUCCAUUCAGAUAACCUUCUCUUGUUUCCAGUGCCUGUUUGACCAUGUCUGCAUGUAGGGGUCACAGAGCCUGUUGUCUGCGUUGUGACAGCCUGGAGGCUGGAGCUUUUUGGCUGGGCUGGUGUCUGCUGCAGCUUAAUGUUGACAUGCAUGCACAUCCAUGUAGACUGUUGAUUUGUUUGGUUUGUUUGAUACUAAGUGAUUGGAGCCCCCUCACUAGUAUGUUAUGCUCAUAGCAACAAGAGUGAAGGUGUUCAUUUCUUUGCCUGCUUGCCUUUUUCAGGUCCAGUGGGUUUAAAAGAAACCCAGCAUUAAGUUUUGCAAUGUUGACUAGUCUCUUCCGCCUGGCUAUGUGUAGCAUUAAACUGACCCAUACACCACACAGUGGCACUCUCCUCUAAUUGGAAGUAUAAUUCUGAACUAUGAUGAUCAGCCACUGGUGAGGUGGGAACAGGGGAAUCGGCGAACCCACCUCCCCUGCAAUAUACUACAUUAUACCGUUGGCUACUUCACUCAAUCACCAGACCCAACCAACAUAAAACAGGUUCUCAACACUAAAACAGAACUCACCACCACAAUCCUACCCCAUACACACACUGUUAGGACCGCUGUCUGAAAAUAGCUGCUGUCUCAGAGCCCAGCUUGGCUGUGGUCUUCAAUAAGCCGAACAAUGUGCUCAGCAGUGUGAGCAGUGAAGUGAUAAUUGACACAUCCUAAAAAUUCAAGAAGGCUGUUGUUAAUGUUCCUUCUCUUCCUCUGAGUGGAUUUAACAGAACCACUUUAAGACUUUAAUUGACAAGGAAUACUGCCAUUAAAGCCGUUGCCUUGGCACUGCCAUUACCUACUUUUGAGUUUUUUAAAGAUGAUGAGACCCACUUGGGGCGUUCACGCGGCACCAUUACAAAAGCUCACGUGGAAUCACAAUGGCCAGUCGUGUUGCUAUUUUAGUUUCUGUUUAAAAAAACAUAAGUCUUCCAAUAAGCCCUGUGCCUCCAGGGCUGGAAAAAGUGAGGAAUCUCACUUUGUCUGAAGGGCAGGUGAGCGUGGUUCCCACCCCUCCCUGUUUCCCCCCUUGCAUAUCAGUAGGAAAACAAGGGCUUCUCCAGCGCUGGAACCAGGCUGUUGAUAUGGAAGGUAUGGCCAGGGUUUCAGUGGAGAGAGAUGAUGCCAAAAGCUUGUUACCAGGUUACAUCACUGUUGUUGUGAGUUGUGUGCCAGAUCUUCAGGCGUAGCAGAGGGAGCUCGCAGAGCCAUUCCUCUCUCCGUCGCCAAGCUACCGUCACGCUCUCCUCACACACACCAACAGGCCAGGCUGUGGGCAGUAUUUAACCAUCAUUGGUUUCACUCAGAGACAGCUAGAUCGCUGAAGCCCUGAGCUGGGGGAGCCCUGUCCUCAGCCUCCACUCAACUCACCUGGCUUGCAUUUUACCCAUCAACCCCCUUCUACCACGCAGACUCACCGCAGCCCAGCCUGUCGUCACUAUGACGUCGGAGCUGGAGAGUAGUCUGACCUCCAUGGAUUGGCUGCCUCAGCUGACCAUGCGGGCAGCCAUCCAGAAGGCUGAUGCCCAGGGGCACCAUGGGGGGCCGGGCAUGGGCAAGAAGAGUGCAAUGCUGGACCCCAACACCACUCUGGACCAGGAGGAGGUCCAGCAGCACAAAGACGGCAAGCCGCCCUACAGCUACGCCAGCCUCAUCACCUUCGCCAUCAACAGCUCGCCUAAGAAGAAGAUGACCCUGAGUGAGAUCUACCAGUGGAUCUGUGACAACUUCCCCUACUACCGGGAGGCAGGCAGCGGCUGGAAGAACUCAAUACGGCACAAUCUGUCAUUGAACAAGUGUUUUCUCAAAGUGCCUCGCUCCAAAGAUGACCCAGGAAAGGGCUCCUACUGGGCCAUCGACACCAACCCAAAGGAGGACGCCCUGCCCACACGGCCAAAGAAGAGGCCGCGGUCCGGAGAGCGGGCUUCCACACCGUACACCCUGGAGUCGGAGUCUUUGGGAAUGGACUGUAUGAUCUCUGGAAGUGCUUCUCCAACUCUGGCAAUCAACACUGUGACUAACAAGGUGGCAUUAUACAACCCAGACCAGGAUGGGAGUGACAGCCCAAGAAGCAGCCUUAACAACAGCCUGUCUGACCAGAGUCUGGCCUCCGUCAAUUUAAACAGUGUGGGCAGCGUGCACAGCUACACACCGGUGACUAACCACCCAGAGCCGGUGUCUCAGUCGAUGAGCCUCCAGCAGCCCCUCCAGCCCCAGUACAACAUGCCAGAGAGGGACAAGCAGCUCCUCUUCUCCGACUUUGAAGAUCUCAGUGCCUCCUUCCGCAGCCUUUACAAGUCUGUCUUUGGGCAGUCCUUCAGCCAACAGGGUUUGAUGGGCAUGCCAACGGAAUCGUCCCAACACACCUCCUGCUCCUAUCAGCACUCACCCAGUGGCACCAUUAGCACCCAGAACAGCCUGACAAACAACCACUCCAGCAGCGGUGGCCAGGUGCCUCUGUCCCACCCUCCCCAGCUCCCUGGCCAGAACGCCCACCCCGGCCAUGGCUCGCCCCACACACAGCACAUCUCCCAGCACGGCCCACACAACCAACAUGGCCAGCACAACCAACACAGCCAGCACCAGCACCCCCAUCACCCUGCACACUCCCAGCAUGGUCCGCACCCAUCACAGCACACGCCGCACCCCUCCCAACACACACAGCACACCCAGCACCCCUCCCAACACUCACAGCAGCACGGCCAGCACCCCUCCCAGCAGCAGCAUCAGACUCUGGCUCACCAGCCCCAUCCUGCCCAGCAACAGAUGGCCUGCAACACGGGUCUGCCCUCUGACUGGUACCCAAAUCUGGACGCACUGAAAGAGAGCUGCCGUAUUGCCAGCAGUUAUAACUGGGCUGAUGUCGACCUCUCACCUUUUCAAGGACUGAAGGAGAGCAUGAGACUAGCAGAGCAGAACAACUGGGCCCUGGAGCCCACACAGAUCGCAGAUCUCUGCUCAUCUAUCAACCAGUUCUUCGCCCGCACCGGUGUCAUUCAGCCACAGGGGGCAGUGCAGCCCGUACCCGUAUGCCAUGGCUCCAUGCACCCCAACAAGCCCAGCCAGCACAUGGCCACAGGAAAUCUCUACAUGGACUCAAGACAGAGCAUGUCUAUGAUGGGCCCCCCAGGAUACCCCCACAUGCCCCCAAUGAGCAGCGCAGGUCCCACAAUGACAGGACACCAUGCGCAGAUGAACCAGCAGCACAUGAUCUCUCCCAGAAACUUCCAGAUGCACCGCAUGCCAGCUGAUGACAUCCAGGAUGACUUUGACUGGGACUCCAUUGUCUAAUGUUAGAUGUUCUGCCCCUUACAAGGAACGGUCAGGUGGUGCAGAGCAGGUGGAAGUAGGAGGAAGAAGCCAGGCUGAGCUGUACGCUCUAGCGAGGAGACUGACUGUUGCUGGUGGGAUACAGAACAGAAGAGCAGGUGUUGUUUUGGGAGGAUAGAGGGAGAGACUUCAGAGUGCUGCCAUUUUUACUAACAAAAUGAAACAUACAAAAUAAAUGUUACUUUGAAGACAAUCAUAUUUACUAGGACAUGUUUAAGUGGUGGCUUAUGUGCUUGUCUUGACCAGGCAAGUAGCACACGUUCAUGUCGAAACAAAUCCUCCAGUCCUCGUUCCUCAGCCAGCCCUCUCCCAUCCCCCUCCCAGCCAGCAGCUUUCCAAAGUUCCCCCAGCUCCCUCCGUAACUGUUGUGUGAUUUGAGCGACUUGUUCCGCUUGUUAUCCGUCUCGUGUUGACUUUAGGCCUCGGCUACCUCUUGGAUGAGUUUCUCUCUUUAUUCGUUUUUAUUAUUUUAUGGAAAACGCAGGCCGCCUGUGGUGCUUGUGGGUUUGCUUUGGAUGGAACCCCAAUAGUGGGUGUAUUGGUAGGAAGGUUAGGAUCCCCAAUAGUGGGUGUAUUGGUAGGAAGGUUAGGAUCCCCAAUAGUGGGUGUAUUGGUAGGAAGGUUAGGAUCCCCAAUAGUGGGUGUAUUGGUAGGAAGGUUAGGAUCCCCAAUAGUGGGUGUAUUGGUAGGAAGGUUAGGGUCCCCAAUAGUGGGUGUAUUGGUAGGAAGGUUAGGGUCCCCAAUAGUGGGUGUAUUGGUAGGAAGGUUAGGAUCCCCAAUAGUGGGUGUAUUGGUAGGAAGGUUAGGAUCCCCAAUAGUGGGUGUAUUGGUAGGAAGGUUAGGAUCCCCAAUAGUGGGUGUAUUGGUAGGAAGGUUAGGAUCCCCAAUAGUGGGUGUAUUGGUAGGAAGGUUAGGAUCCCCAAUAGUGGGUGUAUUGGUAGGAAGGUUUACAAUAACUGAGGUUAUGUUUUGAACAGGGUGUUUUGCAUUGAACUAGGCUUCACAUAAAGAACACAUGCUUUAUCAUAGAGCGUUGUCCUUUAACCAACACAUCUGGCCCAGCUAAGCUAAUUGUGUACAUUCAGAAACAUUACCGGUAGUAUUUGUUGUGGUUUUGUGUCUAUUCUGUUAACAAUGUCAUACCUUUAUCUCCAAUACUCCAAGACUGAAACUGGUAGAUGAAUUCCAGACCUCAUCACCCCUCCCCCCUCACCGUCUGGCUUUUUUUUCCUUUGUCAAAAUAACACUUAGACUUAAAGUAGUCUCAUUCCCAAUCACUACAUCCUUCCACUGGUCCCGCAACCAAUGAGAUUGAUUAUAAUUUCCCUGUACUAGUGUAUUAAGGGAAUAGUUUGUAGUUAAUACACAAUAUGAGUGAGUACAAGUAUACACCUGUAGGUGUCUUUUCAUAUAUUAAACUCAGUGUACAUGCAGCACAAUGAACUGUAGGAUAUUUUCCUGUUAUCUUCUGAUGCAGGAAAUGUACUGAUAUAACUUAAUUACUACAAACAAUAGGAAUGUUCUUCAUUCAGAUGCUAUACGUCCCAAGUCAUCAGAAUCAAUCUCCCAAAUAUCUUGGUUGUGACCGACUUACACUGCAAGGCAGAAAAUAUGCUGAAAUACCAUGUAAAAAGGGAACAAGGUGUGUGUGUGUGUGUUUGCCCUAAAAUUACAAUCAUCUGCAUAUGCUAUCAAUGAGCACCAAACAGAUGCAGAAAGAAGAGAUGAAAGCAAGGGUUCAAGGCAGAUGUGCAUUUUGGUUAGGAUCCCCAACAGCCAGGUGGAGAUGGAGGAUGGGAGACUAGAGGUUCUGGAAACACUCCUGUCCUCUCUGUCCCUCUUUGUCGUCUUAAUCAGACUGGCCCUGAACCCCCAUCAUGGUGCUGCGUUAAGCCUGUAUAGGAGCUUUGUCUGGGUAGAGCACAGUUCAUCUUCCCUUUUUUAUUUGUUCCUCCACUAUUGGCCCUUAGAUAAACAAAAUCUUUGGCUGGAUAUGGUUUUACUCCAUUUCUGAAAAUCAUGACAUUGUUUUGUAAUAUCACAUAAACACCGCUGGGGCCAGACACCAAUAUGUCUCUUGUGACAGUGUACAUGUGUAGAUACUGAACCGCCAUUGUCCUUUUGAAACAGGAGGCAGAAGACAAGAAGGGAAGCUUGGCUGGAGCUAGUGCUAGUGCUGGAGCUAGUGCUGGAGCUAGUGCUGGAGCUAGUGCUGGAGCUAGUGCUAGUGCUGGAGCUAGUGCUAGUGCUGGAGCUAGUGCUGGAGCUAGUGCUGGAGCUGGAGCUAGUGCUGGAGCUAGUGCUGGAGCUGGAGCUAGUGCUGGAGCUGGUGCUAGUGCUGGAGCUAGUGCUGGAGCUGGAGCUAGUGCUGGAGCUGGUGCUAGUGCUGGAGCUAGUGCUAAUGCUAAUGAUAGUGCUGGAGCUAGCUCUUCUCACAGCUAGCUAUACUGCCAAGCAUAUCUGCAAGGUUUCACAGAUCUUUUAGCAGCCAGUUCGUUAAUACUGCCCAUUGUUUUGAUCUUAAAUGUUUUUAUCUUCCUUUUCCUUCUUUUUCCUUUUCUUACUUCUGCUACUUUUACCUGUACCGGAUUUUCGGUUAGAUUCCCAAAUGUCCAUUGUAUUUGAAAGCGUUGUGUGUGGCUGAUUGUCCUGCCUGUGGAUACCCAUUGAGUGUUUAGUCUUUGUUUAAUGGCCAAAAUCAGUCAGUCAGUCAGCCAGCCAGCCAGCCAUUUAAAGCACAGUCUGAUUGCUCAUUCAGUUAAAAAGCCAAGAUCACUUAAGAUUGUCAAUCAUUGAGCCCUUCAUUAGUGAAGGAGGACUACUUUAUGGAGAAAAGAUCAGUGUAGUGAUUUUUAAUUGACCAUUUGAUUGCUAGUUGAAGUCAGUGUGGGUGCUGCAGACUCUGGGACUCACCUAAGAAAUGGGUGUUUUGAGGAACACAGUGAGAAUAUGGAUAUAAAAGUGAUAGGGAAGUCUUGGCAGCCCAUGGUUUUGUAUGUUGCAUUUCAUCACUGGUAAUGAUGAAGGCACUAAUGAAAAACUCUCGGACAGCCUUAGGGUAUGUAGUAAAUCCACCCCCACAGUUCAGAGGAGAUGGGAUGGGCUGGAAAGAGCUCAUGGAUGUGAUCAGAGGUAAAGAGGAAGGGAAAGACGAUGACUGGAUCACCCUCUUAACUGUGUGUGUGUCUGUGUACAAGUGAGUACAUUUUGUUUAAAAAGACAAUGACAUUUUUUAAAUACUGCUGGAGAUGUACCUGCCAGAGAGAUUACUAUGAUAUGAAAAAAGAAAAUAAGCCUUGUUCGCUUGUUACAUUAUGGAGAAAACUGCCAAGAAGUACUGCUGAUUGAGGCCUAUUUUAUUCAGUGCUGGUGUGUUGUUGUGCUUCUUGUAAAUAAAUGUCUUUUCAAUCAUCCCUUUUUCCUCUUGGGGGCGGGGCAUCAAGGCAAGGGGUUGGUCUUACUCAUGAGAGGGAAAAGAAUAGAGUAUUUUGUUAUUGUCCAAUCCGAGGGUGAGACCGUAUGUGUAUAUAUCUAUAUUGUAUAUAUGUGAUGAAAAUGUGUUGGCUUUUUGUGACACUACCUUUUACCUGUACUAUGGUUCUACAUUCAGUGUUUCAAUGUUGAUAAUAUAUAUUUUGUUAUGUUUUUCAGUUUUUGAUUUUGUCUUUGUCAUUUCUUGUAUUUGUUUUCUUUUUCUCCUUUUUGUCCUCUUGGUUAUUGCACGGUUUAUUACUUUUGCUGUCCAAUGAGGUGAUACAGCUACUCUUUGUAUUGGUUUAGUGCUGUAAAAUAACUUGUUAUUAGAGUUGUCGAUACCACCCCCAUCCCCAAUAUGCAUGAAUGGCACUUAAAGAAAUAAAAUGUUAACUUCACUGUGGAA
This is a messenger RNA of Oncorhynchus nerka (sockeye salmon), 8823 nucleotides long. Its product is annotated as forkhead box protein J3-like. Gene Ontology annotation, molecular function: RNA polymerase II cis-regulatory region sequence-specific DNA binding; DNA-binding transcription factor activity, RNA polymerase II-specific. Gene Ontology annotation, biological process: regulation of transcription by RNA polymerase II. Gene Ontology annotation, cellular component: nucleus. The record is from RefSeq and is a predicted model, not a curated record. The coding region runs from base 3054 to 4904 and encodes 616 amino acids. NCBI's taxonomy places the organism in Eukaryota, Metazoa, Chordata, Actinopteri, Salmoniformes, Salmonidae. The transcript is spliced from 12 exons.